AUGCCACAAAGGGACGUGGUCUCAUGGAACUCCCUCAUCGCUGGCUUCUCCCGUCUCGGUUUCCCUUGCAAAGCCCUACGCCUGUACCAGAGGAUGGUUGCCGCAGGCGUCAGGGAGACCCACCGGACCUUCUCCUCCGUCCUCGCUGCCGCCGCCGGCUGCUCCCUCAGAGAGGCAGAGCAGCUCCACUGCAGGGUCGUCUUCCUCGGCACCGACAGCAACCCCUUCGUGGGCUCCGCUCUGGUGGGCCUCUACAUGAACAUGAACCUGCACCUGCCGGAGCUCGCCCUGCGGGUACUGGCGGCGCUGCCGGAGAAGACGACGGCGGCCUGCAACUCCGUCCUACGCGGCCUGUUUCCGGCGGAGCGCCAGCUGAGCUUCUUCUCCGAGAUGAUCUCCAGAGGUGUUUCCUUCAACGGGGUCUCCUUCAGCUACCUCCUCCAUGGUUGCAGCGACGGCAGGCACCUGCCGGAGGGGAAGCAGCUCCACUGCCAGUCCACCAAGCGGGGGCUCGUCGCCGGCGACCUCUUCGUCUCGAACGCGCUGGUGGAUCUCUACGCCGCCUGCGGGCUCCGGGAAGACGCUGCCGCCGCCGCCGCGGCGAUCGCCGCCGGCGAGGUCAUCUCCUGGAACUCCAUCGUCGCUGUCAACGCCGCCGGCGACCGUAUAGCGGAAGCUCUGAAGCUCUUCCGGUCGAUGAUUGCGGCGGGGAAGCGGCCCUCCGUGCGGUCCCUGGUGGCGCUGCUCAACUCCUCCAGCAGGACGAGGAAUCUCGACCUCGGAGCUCUCAUCCAUGGCGUGGCCCUCAAAUUAGGGUUCCACAGCGGCAGCGUCUUCCUCCGGUCGGCGCUGAUCGACGCCUACGGCAAGUGCGGCGACGCCCGGAGCGCCGCCGCCCUGUGGGAGGAGGAAGCCGCCGCCGGCGAGAAAUCCCUCGAAACCUGCAACUCCCUCGUCACCACCCUCGUCCACUGCGGCGCCAUUGACGACGCCUUCGAGGUCUUCGCGAUAAUGACAGAGGAAGGAGUGAUCCCCGAUGAGGUCACCCUCUCUGCAACUCUGCGCGCCGCUUCAUCUUCAUCUUCGUCUUCCCCCUCCGGCAGCUUGGUCUCCGUCGGAGAGCUCCAUUGCUGGGCAGUGAAGCUGGGGCUCGCCGGCGACGCGGCGGUGGCGUCCUCUCUGAUCAGCGCCUACUCGAAAGUGGGCGGCGGGGCCGCCGCCGCCCGGAAGGCCCUCGGAGACGCGAGGGAGCCGAAUCUGAUCUGCUUCACGGCGGCGAUCGCCGCCUUUGGCCGGCAAGGACUGGGAAAGGAGGCAGUGGCGCUGAUGGAGAUGAUGAUCCACCGGCGAGCGGAGGAGGAACUCGACGGGGUGGCCUUCCUCUGCGCGCUCGCCGCCUGCGACCACGCCGGAAUGGUAGCGGAGGGGCGGCGCCUGUUCCAGUCCAUGGCGGAGGAGCACGGCGUAGAGCUCGAUCUCCGCCAUUACUGCUGCAUGGCAAGUCUCCUCGGAAGGGCGGGGCUGGUGAGGGAGGCGGCCGAGCUGGUGGAGCGAGCGCCGCCGGGGACUGGCCGCGAUCCCGCCGCCUGGAGCGCGGUCCUGCGGAGCUGCGGCGUCCACGGGGAGGAGGAGGUGGGGAGGAGGGCGGCGGCGGCCCUGAUGGACACGGAGCCCCGGUCGCCGGCGGCGUGCCUGCAGGUCGCCGGCUUCUACGCCGCCGUCGCUGAACCAGAGACCUCGGCGGCGGUGAAGGAGAUGAUUCCCCCGCCGGAGCUGAGGAGGGAGAUGGGACGCAGCACCGUGGAGGUGACGGAAGCUCGAUUUCCAACUGUAGAUCGAUCGCAGAGACCAUUAACUCCCUGA
Molecule: messenger RNA, 1863 nt
Organism: Spirodela intermedia
Lineage: Eukaryota; Viridiplantae; Streptophyta; Magnoliopsida; Alismatales; Araceae
Source: the annotation of a GenBank genome assembly